AUGAAGCAGUUUCCUGUUUUACAGAAACCAAUAUUUAAAUCUUGGGUCUAUAUAUAUAUUUUUUUUUUAACAGAAGGUUUCGAAAUACCAUGCUUAGGCACUUCAUCUGAAUGUUUAAAGCAAACACUUCAAGUAAUUUUACCCGAAUUUAUACAUGGAAUUCCUGAAUUAAAUAUCACGUCGUUAGAUCCUUUUGAAGUAGACAGCUUAGUUUUAAAACUCUCUGGAGACAUUGUGAUCGAGUUCAAGGAAGCCUACACAAAAGGUCUUCAGAAAUGCAUAGUCGAUUAUGUAAGACAAAUAGAAGAAGAAAAAUUCGAUGUUCAAUUUGAAUGCAACCUGAUAAGUAGAGGAAAAUACCGUUCUUCAGGGAGUCUCUUCACAUUCCCUAUUAAUGGAGAAGGGGAGUCCACAAUCAAAACUAGAAGUUUGAAGAUACGCUCCGUCUUACACUUGUUAUCUGUGACAAAAGCAGAUGGUAAAAACUACGUGCAAAUGAAAAACAUAAAAACGACAUACACUUUUGGAGGUCGCGUUUUUUACAACAUGACAAACCUUAUCAAAGGAAACCCUGAAAUGAGUAGAACAAUUUUGGAUUUCAUGAAUCAAAAUUGGCAAAUAGUAGCAGAAGAGUUUGGCAGCCCAAUAAUCGAAUAUUGUAUCAAUUCUAUAAUGAAUAACCUAACAAAGUUAUUCAAUGCGGUUCCACUAUGUAACCUUCUUGUAACGUGAGCCUUAAAUAUAGUAUUAACCAUGUUGAAAUAUAAAUAAAAU
This is a messenger RNA of Vanessa tameamea, 774 nucleotides long. RefSeq names its product circadian clock-controlled protein daywake-like. The transcript has 5 exons. Bases 1 to 732 code for a protein of 243 amino acids. Lineage: Eukaryota; Metazoa; Arthropoda; Insecta; Lepidoptera; Nymphalidae. The record is from RefSeq and is a predicted model, not a curated record.